AUGCCGCGAUAUGCACAACCAACCGCACUCCCCAUUGCGCUCGACCACGGCGAGAUCUACCUCCAAUCGAUCGUGCAAGAUCCGCCAUCCCUCGCCUCCUCAUCGACAUCCUGCCGCGGUCUGGCGAUCCUCGCUCAUCCGUUGGGUCGACUCGGUGGCUCAUUAGACGACCCAGUCAUCACACACCUUGCCUCGUUGCUCCUCACCCAUGCCCACCUACGCGUGGUACGCUUCAACUCGCGCGGCGUGGGCAAGUCCGGCGGCUCGGCCAGCUGGACGGGCAAGUCCGAGUGCAGCGACUUCCAGGAACUCCUCUCCAAAUGUAUCGACAAUUUCUGCCUCGACUUCCCCGAUAGCUCAGCGGCGCAGCUCAUCAUCGCAGGAUACUCGGCCGGAGCGCUAUACGCCAGCACGGUCACCGUGACCCCCGCAGUGUAUGACCUCAGACAAUUUCGAGGCGCAAACCAGCCAAGGUACAUCCUGCUCAGCUUCCCAGCCGGCGUCACGUGGGCACUCAGCUUUUUCACAACAAAGACCUACACCGAUGCGCUGAAAAGGCUCCUCACGAGCACACGCAUUCCUGGGGCUACGCCAACAGCAGCAGCGACAGAAGACGAGGGCGAGGCAAAGGCAGCAGCACGAGCGGCGGAGUCGACUCCUUCCAACGACGGCGCCUCAUUGCCCGUCGCAAGCCAUGUUCUCGCGAUAUACGGAGAUCAGGAUCAAUUCACUGGUGUUGGGACAUACGAGACUUGGACGAGCGAGUGCAGUUCAUUGGCCCCCUCCCCGCUCAAGACAGCGGGGUACCGUGGAUCGACCUUUUACCAUGUCUUGAUAGAGAAUGCCGACCACUUCUACCGCUCCAGGCGCGCAUUCGAUGCACUCGACAAGGCAAUCGUGGAAUGGUACGACGCGCUGACCGAUUAA
Molecule: messenger RNA, 927 nt
Organism: Sporisorium graminicola
Lineage: Eukaryota; Fungi; Basidiomycota; Ustilaginomycetes; Ustilaginales; Ustilaginaceae
Exons: 1
Coding region: 1-927 (308 amino acids)
Source: RefSeq, a predicted model, not a curated record